Molecule: messenger RNA, 1099 nt
Organism: Brassica oleracea var. oleracea
Lineage: Eukaryota; Viridiplantae; Streptophyta; Magnoliopsida; Brassicales; Brassicaceae
Product: ethylene-responsive transcription factor ERF034
Exons: 1
Coding region: 67-918 (283 amino acids)
Biological process (GO): regulation of DNA-templated transcription
Molecular function (GO): DNA-binding transcription factor activity; DNA binding
Source: RefSeq, a predicted model, not a curated record
AUAUUAAUAGCCCACUUCACAUCUAUUUCUGUGCAACCCUCUUUUCUCUAAAGCUUCUCUCUAACAAUGGAAACACAAAUCAACGUAGAGAAGAGUGCUUCUCAAGUUACCUUUAUCUCCGCCGUGUCCUCCUCCUCCGCCUCAUUAUCCUUUUCGCCCACGACAUCUUCUUCAUCAUCGUCAUCAUCGUCAACUUCUAACUUAGGAAACCCUAAAAGAAAAGCAUCCCAAAGAUCAUUAUCAUCAUUAGCCGUCCAAGAUCUUGAUGAUCAAGGAGUGAAACGGCGGAAGUCCAACGGCGGAGAUAAGCAUCCGACGUAUAGAGGCGUACGGAUGAGGAGUUGGGGAAAAUGGGUGUCCGAGAUCAGAGAGCCGAGGAAGAAAUCAAGAAUCUGGCUCGGUACUUAUCCAACGGCUGAUAUGGCUGCACGAGCUCAUGACGUGGCGGCUUUAGCCAUUAAAGGUACAACGGCUUAUCUCAACUUUCCUGAAUUAGCCGGCGAGCUUCCUCGUCCGGUCACUAAUUCUCCUAAAGACAUUCAAGCCGCUGCCACCGCCGCCGCCGUUAAUUGGCAAGAUUCCCGCGGACUCCACGUGGAUAAUUCAGACAUUACUGAAAAAACUGAAGCCGAGCCGAGCGGAGCAGUGAUGGCUCAGUCGUUAUCAGACAGUGUGGUGUUUUCUUCGGACAUUAUAACUCAAGAAUUGUCGGAAACUUCUUGUGCCUCGACGACGUCGUUUGUGGACAAAGAUAGCGACGAAGAGAAACUGUUUGAUUUGCCGGAUUUGUUUAACGGUGGAAAUGAAAUAGGGAUUAUUCGAAACGAUGCGUUUUGGUAUGACUCGUCCACGUGGCAGCUCUGUGGAGCCGAUGCUGGGUUUCGGCUUGAGGAGCCGUUUUUCUGUCUUAAUGACUAAAUCACACUCUCCACCUCACUCUAACACCUAAUUGGUUUUUAUUUUUUUCCCUUCAUUUUUAAUUUCUCUAUUUACGUUUGGUUUGCUUUUUCUUUUUCUUUAUUUUUAUUUUGUUUUUAGCAAAUAGACGUUUGAUGAAUGUUUUUGUAAUAUAAAUGUGUUGAGAACAUUUUAAAAGAAA